AUGGCAAAUUCUGAGAGAUCUGAAGAGAUGCAAGAAAAUUAUCAGAGAAAUGGAGCCUUUCAAGAACAACUUCCUAAAUCAAGGAAGCAAGCUGUUGGCGCUAUCGAGAUAUUCCGCUUUGCUGAUGGCGUGGACAUCACUCUCAUGGCCCUGGGAAUCCUGGCGUCUUUGCUGAAUGGAGCCUGUCUUCCUUUACUGUCACUGAUUUUAGGAGAAAUGAGUGACUACCUUAUCAGUGGAUGUCUAGUCCAAUCCAACAUGACAAAUUAUCGAAACUGUACUAAAACGCAAGAGAAUCUGAAUGAAGAUAUGCUCAUGCUGACUCUGUAUUAUGUCUGCAUAGGAGUGACCGCCCUGGUAUUUGGCUAUCUACAGAUUUCCUUUUGGGUUAUAACUGCAGCACGCCAGACCAAGAGAAUUCGAGAACAGUUUUUCCACUCCAUUUUGGCUCAGGACAUCAGCUGGUUCGACAGCUGUGACAUCGGCGAACUCAACACUCGCAUGACCGAGGACAUCAACAAAAUCAGUGACGGUAUUGGAGACAAGAUUGCUCUAUUGUUUCAAAACAUGUCGACCUUUUCUAUUGGCCUGGCAGUUGGCUUGAUGAAGGGCUGGAAACUCACCCUGGUGACUCUGUCCACAUCACCUCUUAUAAUGGCUUCAGUGGCCGUGUGUUCUAGAAUGGUCAUCUCGUUGACCAGUGAGGAACUGAGCGCCUACGCCAAAGCUGGUGCUGUGGCAGAGGAAGUCUUGUCAUCUAUUCAAACAGUCAUCGCCUUUGGAGGCCAGGAGAAAGAAAUCCAAAGGUAUACAGAGAAUCUUGAAGAUGCAAAGGAUGUUGGUAUAAAAAAGGCUAUCGCUUCCAAACUCUCCCUUGGGGCCGUGUAUUUUUUUAUGAAUGGAACCUAUGGACUAGCUUUUUGGUAUGGCACCUCCUUGAUUCUUAGUGGAGAGCCGGGCUACACCAUCGGGACCGUGCUUGCUGUUUUCUUCAGUGUGGUCCACAGUAGUUACUGCGUUGGAGCCGCUGCCCCACACUUUGAAACCUUUAUAGCUGCCCGGGGAGCUGCCUUUAAUAUUUUUCAGGUUAUUGACAAAAUACCCAGUAUAGAUAACUUUUCAACAACUGGAUAUAAACCUGAAUGCAUAGAAGGGACUGUGGAAUUCAAUAAUGUCUCUUUUAGUUAUCCAUCAAGACCAUCCGUCAAGGUUCUGAAAGGUCUGAAUCUCAAGGUCAAGUCUGGAGAGACAGUGGCCUUGGUGGGCCCCAGUGGCAGUGGGAAGAGCACAGUGGCCCAGCUUCUGCAGAGGCUGUACGAUCCUGAUGAAGGCUUUAUCACAGUGGAUCAGAACGACAUCCGGGCCCUAAACGUGCGCCACUACCGGGAGCAAAUCGGAGUGGUGAGCCAGGAGCCCGUGCUGUUCGCGACGACCAUCAGGAAUAACAUUGAGUUUGGACGCGACGGGGUGACAGACGAGGAGAUCGAGAGGGCAGCCAAGGAGGCGAACGCGUACAACUUCAUCAUGGAGUUCCCGCAGAAAUUUAACACAUUGGUAGGGGAAAAAGGAGCUCAAAUGAGUGGAGGACAGAAACAGAGGAUUGCAAUUGCACGAGCUUUAGUUCGAAACCCCAAAAUAUUGAUCUUAGAUGAAGCUACCUCCUCGCUCGAUACGGAGAGUGAAUCAGUUGUUCAAGCUGCACUGGAGAAGGCAAGCAAAGGCCGGACCACAAUUGUGGUAGCUCAUCGACUUUCCACUAUUCGAGGGGCAGAUCUGAUUGUCACAAUAAAGGAUGGGAUGGUGGUAGAGAAAGGAACACAUGCUGAACUAAUAGCAAUGCAAGGCCUGUACUAUUCACUUGCAAUGUCACAGGAUAUUAAAAAAGUGGAUGAAAACACAGAGUCCAUGACAUGUUCCGCAGAAAGAGACACCAACACUGCAUCUCUGGGGGCUGUGAACAGUAUCCAGCCCAACUGCCCAGGCAAGUCUGAGGAGCCCACCUGCUACAAACAGACACGUCUUCCUGAAGUUUCUCUACUGAAAAUUUUUAAACUAAACAAGUCUGAAUGGCCUUUUGUGGUUCUGGGGACAUUAGCUUCUGUGCUAAAUGGAUCUGUUCAUCCUGUCUUUUCAAUUGUAUUUGCCAAAAUGGUAACGAUGUUUGGACAUGAUAACAAAAGCACAUUAAAGCAUGAUGCAGAAGUUUAUGCUAUGAUUUUCGUCAUUUUGGGCAUCAUUUGCUUCGUCAGUUAUUUCAUGCAGGGUUUGUUUUAUGGCAGAGCGGGGGAAAUUUUAACCAUGAGAUUAAGACAAUUGGCAUUCAAAGCCAUGUUAUAUCAGGAUAUUGCCUGGUUUGAUGAUAAAGAAAACAACACAGGAGCCUUGACCACAACACUGGCCAUAGAUAUAGCCCAAAUUCAAGGGGCAAUAAAUACAAGAAUUGGUGUCCUGACACAAAAUGCAAUGAAUAUGGGGCUGUCUGUGAUCAUCUCCUUUAUUUACGGGUGGGAGAUGACUCUCUUGAUUCUGAGUAUUGCUCCAGCACUCACUCUAACUGGAAUGAUUGAAACUACAGCCGUGACGGGUUUUGCCAACAAGGAUAAGCAAGAACUGAAGCGUGCUGGAAAGAUAGCGACUGAAGCCGUGGAGCACAUUCGGACUAUUGUGUCACUAACAAGGGAAAAGGCCUUUGAGCAGAAGUAUGAAGAGACGCUUCAGACCCAACACAGAAAUAGCUUGAAGAAAGCCCAGAUCAUCGGAAGCUGCUAUGCCUUCAGCCAUGCCUUUGUGUAUUUUGCCUAUGCAGCUGGGUUUCGAUUUGGAGUUUAUUUAGUUCAAGCUGGGCGCAUGACACCAGAGGGCAUGUUCAUAGUGUUUACUGCUAUUGCGUAUGGAGCCAUGGCCAUGGGAGAAACACUCGUUCUGGCUCCUGAGUAUUCCAAAGCCAAAUCCGGAGCAGCUCAUCUGUUUGCUUUGUUGGAAAGGAAACCAACGAUAGACAGCUACAGUCAAAAAGGAAAAAAACCAGACACGUGCGAAGGGAACUUAGAGUUCCAAGAAGUCUCUUUCUUCUACCCUUGUCGCCCAGAUGUCCUCAUCCUGCGUGACUUGUCCCUCUGCAUUGAGAAAGGGAAGACAGUAGCAUUUGUUGGGAGCAGCGGCUGUGGGAAAAGCACCUCAGUGCAGCUUCUGCAGAGGUUUUAUGACCCUGUGAAAGGACUUGUGCUAUUUGACGGUGUCGAUGUCAGAGAAUUGAAUGUUCAGUGGCUCCGUUCCCAAAUCGCCAUCGUUUCUCAGGAGCCUGUACUCUUCAACUGUAGCAUUGCUGAAAACAUUGCCUACGGUGACAACAGCAGAGCUGUGCCUUUAGAUGACAUAAAAGAAGUUGCCAGUGCAGCAAAUAUUCAUUCUUUCAUUGAAGGUCUCCCUGAGAAAUACAACACCCAAGUUGGACUGAAAGGAGCACAGCUUUCUGGCGGCCAGAAACAAAGACUGGCUAUUGCAAGGGCUCUUCUCCGAAAGCCAAAAAUUUUACUGUUGGAUGAGGCCACUUCUGCCCUUGAUAAUGAGAAUGAAAAGGUGGUUCAGCAGGCUCUCGAUAAAGCCCGGAGAGGCAGGACAUGCCUAGUGGUGGCUCACAGACUUUCUACCAUACAGAAUGCUGAUCUCAUUGUGGUUAUGCACAAUGGAAAAAUAAAAGAACAAGGAACUCACCAGGAGCUCCUAAGAAAUCGUGAUAUGUACUUUAAAUUAGUAAACGCACAGUCAGUGCGCUGA
Perognathus longimembris pacificus (Pacific pocket mouse) is the source of this 3777-nucleotide messenger RNA. It is a transcript of the gene Abcb5, whose product is annotated as ATP binding cassette subfamily B member 5. The record is from RefSeq and is a predicted model, not a curated record. Gene Ontology annotation, biological process: transmembrane transport. Gene Ontology annotation, molecular function: ATP hydrolysis activity; ABC-type transporter activity; ATP binding. Lineage: Eukaryota; Metazoa; Chordata; Mammalia; Rodentia; Heteromyidae. Gene Ontology annotation, cellular component: membrane. The transcript is spliced from 27 exons. The coding region runs from base 1 to 3777 and encodes 1258 amino acids.